This is a messenger RNA of Nothobranchius furzeri (turquoise killifish), 3009 nucleotides long. It is a transcript of the gene pak2b, whose product is annotated as p21 protein (Cdc42/Rac)-activated kinase 2b. Gene Ontology annotation, biological process: regulation of MAPK cascade; regulation of axonogenesis; intracellular signal transduction. NCBI's taxonomy places the organism in Eukaryota, Metazoa, Chordata, Actinopteri, Cyprinodontiformes, Nothobranchiidae. Gene Ontology annotation, molecular function: ATP binding; protein serine/threonine kinase activity. Gene Ontology annotation, cellular component: cytoplasm. The record is from RefSeq and is a predicted model, not a curated record.
CAGACGUCUCUCCAUUCAUUUGAAGCGGGGAGUGAGGGGCCAGGGCUGGGUCGGUAGUUCCGCUUCCCCAUCGCCAUAGCGGAAUUAUCCAAAGGCUGAAAACGCAAAUGAAAAGUUGAACUGUAAACAGUUGGGGUCACGCUUAUACUAUUUGCCGUUGAUGUGCCGACUUUACCACUAAAUCACCCAGAUGUUACGCCGGAUGUUCUUUUAGCAGAUUUCUAAACGUUUUUCCAAACCAGCGGGGAUCGUCCGGGAGUCGACUUGAACCGAAUGGUGUGGGAUUGCCGAUGCCUCUUUUCCCUGCAUGUGCACACCCGUGCUUCAUGCUGAUGUGAGUGCCUCCUCCCUCCCUCACGGAUCGUUCACCUCUCCACCCUUACCAGCUGUGUUCCUCUGCUUGGUUAGCCCUGUGAGGCUCAGAACCACUGCCCAGCAAUGUGUGAUAAUGGAGACCCCGAGGAUAAGCCCCCAGCCCCCCCAGUUAGGAUAACCAGUACCAUAUUUGGCGCCGGCGCCAGUAAAGACUCCUUUUCGACUAAUCACAGCUCCAAACCGCUCCCAUCUGUACCUGAGGAGAGGAAACACCGCAAAGGGAUCAUGUCUAUCCUCUCAGGGGGGACCGAAAAGGUAGGUAAGAAGAACCGAGAAAAAGAGCGACCAGAGAUUUCUCCACCUUCAGAUUUUGAACACACCAUACACGUCGGUUUUGAUGCCGUAACGGGGGAGUUUACAGGUAUGCCAGAACAGUGGGCUCGACUCCUUCAGACCUCAAAUAUCACCAAGUCCGAGCAGAAAAAAAACCCACAGGCUGUGCUUGAUGUCCUUAAGUUCUACGACUCUUCAGGCAACGGUCGGGAGAAGUACCUCAGCUUAUCAUCUGAAAAAGACACGUUCACUCCAGGACCUCAGUCUCCCGUCAAAAAAAGCAACGAACCUUCGUCUCCUAACAUCAAAGACAUUGAUGAUGACGAUGAUGAUGAAACCCCUCCUCCUAUUGUGGCACCACGACCAGAGCAUACAAAGAGCGUGUAUACCCGUUCUGUUAUUGACCCAAUCCCGGCACCGAGCACGUGUACUGAUGGAGACGCUGCCUCCAAGUCUGCAGAGAGGCCGAAAAGGAAGAACAAGAUGACGGACGAAGAGAUCAUGGACAAGCUGAGAACCAUAGUGAGCAUCGGGGACCCCAAGAAGAAGUACACCAGAUAUGAAAAGAUUGGUCAGGGGGCGUCAGGAACAGUAUUCACAGCCAUUGAUGUCGCCACAGGACAAGAGGUGGCCAUUAAACAGAUUAAUCUACAGAAACAACCGAAAAAGGAGCUCAUCAUCAACGAGAUCCUGGUGAUGAAGGAGCUGAAGAACCCAAACAUUGUCAACUUUCUAGACAGUUUCUUGAUGGGGGAGGAGCUGUUUGUGGUGAUGGAGUAUCUAGCUGGUGGCUCGCUGACGGACGUGGUCACAGAGACCUGCAUGGACGAGGCUCAGAUAGCUGCUGUCUGUCGGGAGUGUUUACAAGCGUUGGACUUCCUCCACGCUAACCAGGUCAUUCACAGAGACAUCAAAAGUGACAACGUGUUGCUCGGGAUGGAUGGUUCUGUGAAGCUGACUGAUUUUGGCUUUUGUGCCCAAAUCACUCCGGAGCAGAGCAAACGCAGCACCAUGGUGGGAACGCCCUACUGGAUGGCUCCUGAAGUGGUGACCAGGAAGGCUUAUGGGCCUAAAGUAGACAUUUGGUCACUUGGCAUCAUGGCCAUUGAGAUGGUUGAAGGCGAGCCUCCUUAUCUGAAUGAGAACCCGCUACGAGCGUUAUACCUGAUCGCCACAAAUGGCACACCUGAGCUUCAGAAUCCAGAGAAGCUGUCUCCGGUUUUCAGAGAUUUCCUGAACCGCUGCCUGGAGAUGGAUGUAGAGAAAAGAGGUGGUGGGAAGGAACUCCUGCAGCAUCCGUUCCUGAAGCUGGCAAAGCCCCUCUCCAGUCUCACACCACUCAUCCUGGCAGCCAAGGAGGCCAUGAAGGGCAAUCGUUAGUGAACAAAACCAGCUAGCCUGCCUCCUCAUGCUGUGCACAGACAUGUGCCAACCAUUUAGAUUUUGUGCCAGACAAUAGGCUGAGAGUGACUCGCCAGCCUUAGAAGCCCUGACAAACCUCACUGUGAAGAAGACCAAAAAUCUCGAGCACAUCCACACCGCUGUCCACAUGAACUUCAUUUUCUCUCAGACGUCAGAAGACAAGUCAAAUUAAAGUGCUUAGUUUAAGAGCCUGGAAUAGUUUAUAUGUACAUCAAAUCUGGUGGUAAGUUGGGGCUUGGCUUGUAUUUAACUUGGAAUGAAGAAGAUGCCUAGUUCUGUUUAGUUUUUUUAAUCAACUGCCUUAAAAAAAGCAAAAGUUGCCUAAUGUGUUGUUUGUCUCCUUUCCCACGACUUUUACUACCUUUGUAAUUGACUUUUCAGCUUGUCAGUAUCUUAGUUAUUUUGAUACUUGAAUUUCAUUUUUGUGUUUAUAAUGUGUCUCACACAACAGACGUGCUGUGUCCACGCAUGUUUUAUCAGCAUUUCUUCACCAUUUUAUAGGAAGCAUUUCACGGCAUUGAUCAUCAUGAAUGUGUGCCGUGCUCGUGUCGUUCUAUAGCUGUCACACCUGACCGAUCCACUGCAUCUGUUCUUCCCCGGUAUUUUUAGUCUCCUCAAAUCAGAGGCGCACCUUACAGGCAAUUAAAAUGUUAGAUGACAGGGUUUAUACUUUCUUUAUUGCUAUUAAAUUGAGUAUUUUAUGUUGACCUUUGUCCUUUGCGUUCUUCCAGAAGUGCACUGGAGAUUUGAAAACAACCAUAUUGGGUGAAGUUGCAACAGGAGCCUAUUGUAGAAUUUUUAUAUUUUAUUCUGAAGAUCUAAAAGCCUGGUCUACACACAAAUGUCGUUUGUUUGCUCUCAUGAUGUGAAUGUAAAGAUCUUCGGUUUAUAGUAUAAAACAUGCAGAAACCUGUCAUUAAAGUUUUAACUAGAGAUUUA